CAUAGUUCCUUGUCUCCCUCAGAAACCACACACAGACAGCACCCACACUGCGUGAUCUAUAUACGUAUACCUCUACACAGAGAGAUGAUUGACGACGACACCUCACCAUAUUAUCUCAAAAGACACACUCACACACUGAUAAAACCUCCUCACAUGAUCGCUACCAAUUCUCUAUGGCUUCUUUACAGUUCCUCCAAUUACCAGCUCACUCCUCCCAAUUUAACGAUCUCCUCACCGGAUAUUCACUUCUCCGAUCGCGUCUGGAGGCAUCCGAUUCGAAAAAUGCGUUGCUAGUUUUGCGGAGUUCGCUAAGGUUGCGUAGAAGCUACGGUGAAGCUCUCCGGCCAGUGCCGGUGAGAGUUAAGUGUUUUUCGAAUUCCACGGAGGAAAAAGAGGCUGAGGUUGUCAGUAACGAAGGUAAUGAUGAGAAUAAUGUCGGGAACCAACUGGAUUUGGCAAGGCAGGAUUUGCCGAAUGGUUCCGCCAAUUCGCAGAGGAUUGUUACAUCCACAGGGGAUUCACUCUCCCUUGGGAUCCGCGAACCUGUUUAUGAGGUGGUGGAAGUGAAGUUAAAUGGGAUGGUAUCUACACGGAAAAUAAACAGACGGCACUUGCUGAAGUCAAGUGGUCUUCGUCCUCGGGAUGUUAGAAGUGUCGAUCCAUCAUUGUGGUUGACAAACACAAUGCCUUCUUUGUUGGUUCGCGAGCAUGCAAUUCUCUUGAACUUGGGCUCCUUACGGGCAAUAGUGAUGCAAGAAAGUGUUUUAAUUUUUAACUAUAACCGUAAAGGAGGAAAAGCUUUCAUUGAUGCAUUAUUGCCUCGCUUAAACCCUAAAAACAUGAGUGGAGGACCAUCAAUGCCAUUUGUGCUUGAGGUGGUUGAAGCAGCCUUGCAUUCUCGAAUACAGCGAUUGGAGCAUAGACUAAUGGAUUUAGAACCACGUGUCCAAUCUUUACUGGAGGUUUUGCCAAACCGAUUAACUGCUGAUAUGUUGGAGCAACUUCGUAUUAGCAAGCAUACAUUGGUUGAACUGGGUUCAAGGGCUGGGGCUCUCAAGCAAAUGCUUCUUGAUAUUCUUGAGGAUACUCCAGAAAUAAGACGUAUAUGCAUCAUGGGAAGAAAUUGCACCCUUAACAAAGAAAAUAGUGAAAUGGAAUGUUCUGUUCCUCUGGAGAAACAGAUCGCUGAAGAGGAGGAGGAAGAAAUUGAGAUGCUUUUGGAAAACUAUCUGCAACGAUGUGAAUCUUGUGAUGGUCAAGCCGAGAGGCUUCUUGACUCUGCAAAAGAAAUGGAAGACUCAAUUGCUGUUAACCUAAGCUCCCGGAGGCUUGAGGUGAGCAGAGUCGAGCUUCUUCUUCAGGUUGGCGCAUUCUGUGUUGCAGUUGGUGCUCUAGUUGCUGGUAUAUUUGGCAUGAACUUGAAAUCGUAUCUUGAAGAGCAUGUGUUUGCAUUUUGGCUAACAACAGCCGGGAUCAUAGUUGGCGCUAUUGUGGGCUUUUUCCUCACGUAUUGGUAUCUAAGGGCAAGGAAAAUCCUGUAGACAUUAAAGUUUUUCUUAUGUCAAGCAAUCGAGUAUGAAAGUCAACUCGGAAAGAUAAAAUGCUUUGUGCUACUACGAUAAGUUAUAAGACCACUGUGGAGAUUGGUUUGUACUUGUGAUGCAUACAAAGUUGCAAACCAAGUGCGAAGUAUGAGAGUGGACGAGAAGGCUGCAUUGCAGUAUAGCGUUGUUCGACACUUCCAACUGUUUCCAGACAAAUUGUCAAACUAAUGGAGGUGGAUUUCCAUAAAGACUUGAAGUUAGGGUUAUGGAUGAAAAGAAUUCAGCUUCAGCAAUCAUACUUGCAAUAGUCAUAGAUUCUAGUAAUAUUUUGACAAAAACAUUUGUACAGAUAAUUCGUUCAUGGAUCUGUCUUCCCUUCUAACGU
This is a messenger RNA of Coffea arabica (coffee), 1929 nucleotides long. Its product is annotated as magnesium transporter MRS2-11, chloroplastic. The record is from RefSeq and is a predicted model, not a curated record. Gene Ontology annotation, molecular function: magnesium ion transmembrane transporter activity. Gene Ontology annotation, biological process: magnesium ion transport. Gene Ontology annotation, cellular component: chloroplast envelope. Lineage: Eukaryota; Viridiplantae; Streptophyta; Magnoliopsida; Gentianales; Rubiaceae.